This is a messenger RNA of Dipodomys ordii (Ord's kangaroo rat), 1239 nucleotides long. It is a transcript of the gene Rasl10a, whose product is annotated as RAS-like, family 10, member A. The record is from RefSeq and is a predicted model, not a curated record. The transcript is spliced from 6 exons. Bases 1 to 975 code for a protein of 324 amino acids. Gene Ontology annotation, molecular function: GTP binding; GTPase activity. NCBI's taxonomy places the organism in Eukaryota, Metazoa, Chordata, Mammalia, Rodentia, Heteromyidae.
AUGGACUGGUCAGAUGAGGACAGCAUUAGUCUCAGACAUCUGAGCAGACCCCGCCCCCGUUCAGCGUUCAGAGCUUGUGUUGGCCGGAAGAUCGCAGGCGAGCUUCUGUGCCUCCAUGGCCGGCCCAGCCCCUUGGGUCCCCGGCCUGCCUCUACCCAGGAUGGCCCUGUGGUCCCCGCCGUCUGUGAAUCCGGGGGUCGCUCCGCCGGGGGUCCGGCACUUGGUAGGGGGUCUUUGGGGGAAGGCCUCAGAGGCCUCUGCCUGUGCCGGAGGCCGGGCAGAGCCCCAGGGCGGUGCGAUGACUCCGCCAAGGUCACCCAGCCGGUGCUGACCCGGCCCGAGCGGCCUGGCUCCGGGCGCCGGCUGGGGGGCAGCCUGCGGGUGGCUGUUCUCGGCGCCCCGGGAGUGGGCAAGACGGCCAUCAUCCGCCAGUUCCUGUUCGGUGACUACCCUGAGCGCCACCGGCCCACGGACGGUCCCUGCCUCUACCGGCCCGCGGUGCUGCUCGACGGCGCGGUCUACGACCUGAGCAUCCGGGACGGGGACGCGGCUGGCCCCGGCCCGAGCCCCGGAGGUCAUGAGGAGUGGCCGGACCCUAAGGACUGGAGCCUGCAGGACACGGACGCUUUUGUGCUGGUCUACGACAUCUGCAGCCCGGACAGCUUCGAUUACGUGAAGGCCCUGCGGCAGCGCAUCGCGGAGAACAGGCCGGCGGGCGCUCCCGAGGCUCCCAUCCUGGUGGUUGGCAACAAGCGGGACCGGCAGCGCCUGCGCUUCGGACCCCGGCGUGCGCUGGCCGCCCUGGUGCGCCGGGGAUGGCGCUGCGGCUACCUCGAGUGCUCGGCCAAGUACAACUGGCACGUGCUGCGUCUCUUCCGUGAGCUCCUGCGCUGCGCUCUGGUGCGUGCCCGCCCCGCGCACCCGGCCCUGCGCCUGCAGGGGGCGCUGCACCCGGCGCGCUGCAGCCUCAUGUGAGCGGACAGCGCGAUCUCCUCCCCGAUUGGACAACCGGAGUUCCCGCCCCGUCUCCUAGGCAACAGGCUUCUCUUUGAACUUCAUUGGACCCAGCCAGACCCACGCCCCAUUGGAUAAGAUCAGUCUUUUCUGGGACUUCAUUGGGUCGCUGCCCCACUGAUUAAAGACUCGACUAUGAAUGUGAUUAGAAGCACUCAGACUGCUCCUGGAGCUUCUUUGGACGCUCUUUUUAAGCCACGCCUCUCACGAGGUAAUAAAAAACAA